Messenger RNA from Pseudogymnoascus destructans, 372 nucleotides. RefSeq lists its product as uncharacterized. The record is from RefSeq and is a predicted model, not a curated record. Bases 1 to 372 code for a protein of 123 amino acids. NCBI's taxonomy places the organism in Eukaryota, Fungi, Ascomycota, Leotiomycetes, Thelebolales, Thelebolaceae. The transcript has 2 exons.
AUGGGUCGUCUCAAGUUGCUACCGAUCGAGAGCAGCUCGGUCAAGUCCAGGGCCCUGGAAGAUGCUCAGCGGAUGCAACUGAGUGUCAAUGACUCUGCUAAGAAGGCUGGCAAUGUCCACCAAAUCGAGAAGGUUUUCGAUCCAAAUACAAUAUCAGACUACGACGUUAAUAGUCGAAACCAGUACGGCCGCUUAACGCAGCAACCAAUGUCUGACUUGCCACUGCGCGACAAUACGGCCCUUUCAAUUAUCAAAGAAACAAUGGUCAACCUCGGUAGCAACCAUGACUCGGGGAUUAAGCUUUCUCCUGAUCUAAAAACUACCAAAGCAGGUAGGCGGGGCGACGGAGCAAAUGGCUCGCAUCUGGCAUAG